GCAUAUUUGAUGUUGCGUUGUGCGCAAGACUUUAGUCUCUGAGUCGUGUUUUUUUGCAUUACACCUCCGCGUGCAUCAGCGUUAAUACACGCGCGACGAUUAUAAAAAGAUUACGUGUUACCUUUGCGCGAGGUUUGCAUUGUCACCGUUGUCCGACAGACGAGCAUGGCCGAGAACGAGGCGAUGGAGGAUUUCGAGCCCUCCAUCAAAAAUGUGAUCGAGCAACGUUCCUUACGAUGGAUAUUCGUGGGUGGCAAAGGCGGAGUCGGGAAAACAACUUGCAGUUGUUCUCUGGCAAUACAGCUAUCCAAGGUUAGAGAGAAUGUACUUAUCAUAUCCACAGAUCCGGCACAUAAUAUUUCCGAUGCAUUUGAUCAGAAAUUUAGCAAAGUACCGACAAAGGUUAAGGGUUUCGAUAAUUUAUUUGCCAUGGAGAUCGAUCCUAACGUUGGUAUUACAGAAUUACCAGAGGAAUACUUUGAUAGCGAAGGAGUUUCAGGAGGAGAAGCAAUGAGAUUAAGCAAAAGUGUUAUGCAAGAAAUUGUUGGUGCAUUUCCUGGUAUAGAUGAGGCAAUGAGCUAUGCAGAAGUUAUGAAGCUUGUGAAAGGAAUGAACUUUUCCGUUGUGGUAUUUGAUACUGCACCUACUGGACAUACUCUAAGGCUACUAUCAUUUCCACAAAUAGUUGAGAAAGGAUUGGGAAAAUUAAUGCGUUUGAAAAUGAAGAUUAGUCCUUUCAUCUCACAGAUAAGCUCAUUGUUGGGAUUGGCAGAUUUCAGUGUAGAUACAUUUUCCAAUAAGAUGGAGGAAAUGCUUGCUGUCAUUCGACAAGUUAAUGAACAGUUUAGAAAUCCUGAUCAGACGACAUUUAUAUGUGUCUGCAUAGCAGAAUUUCUAUCACUAUACGAAACAGAACGACUUGUACAAGAAUUAACAAAAUAUGGUAUUGACACCCAUAAUAUCAUAGUGAACCAACUGUUAUUCUUAAAAGAAGGAGAUUUCCCUUGUCGGCUAUGUCUCGCAAGGCAUAAAAUUCAGGAGAAAUAUCUAGAUCAGAUAUUGGAUCUUUACGAGGACUUCCACAUAACACAGCUUCCUUUAUUAGAAAGGGAAGUACGCGGAGCUCAACAGGUCAGGGAAUUUUCAGAAAAUCUCAUUAAACCAUACAAGCCUUAGCAUUUAUGUAAUUAAUGAUUAAUAAUACAAUAUAUACUUUAUAUCUCGAAUUCGAAGUUUUAUACACUUGCAACCUCGUGUUAGAAAUUUGUAUAAAAAAAGCUAAACUUUUAUUAUACUUCUCGAUGUUUCUUAUUGCACAUGUUAAUAAAUUCAGUGUUGCAUUGUGCGCACUAUGUAUUUGCAAUAUUAAUUUGUAUUAUACAAGUUAGCUUAUGUGACAGAAUAUGUAGAAUAUGUAUAUACAUAUAUGUAGAAUAUGUAUAUACAUAUAUGUAUAUACACAUACGGAAAAAUGCAUAUUAGAAAAAUGUACAUCAAUCAUACGCACUUACUUUUAUAUCAUUAAAAACAUACUUAUUUAAUCACUGCAAGUUCUUUUCCAAUUUGUAUAAAAGCGUUCACAGCAUGGUUUAUAUCAUCGAUCGAAUGUGCUGCGCUAAUUUGAACACGUAUUCUUGCUUUGUCUUUUGGUACUACAGGAUAACUGAAUCCAAUAACGUAAAUUCCCUUUUCUAUAAGAAACAUAUUCGCUCAAUGCAAUAGAAUAAGAUGUAAAACUUUAAAAAGAAUGCAAUAGCUUUCUGCUGUUUAUUUUAUAAUAUAUAUAAUUUUUUUAAUACUUUUGUUAUUUUUAAGGAAAAAAAAUACAUACCCAUCAUUUUAUCUGCAAA
This is a messenger RNA of Nylanderia fulva, 1850 nucleotides long. Its product is annotated as ATPase ASNA1 homolog. NCBI's taxonomy places the organism in Eukaryota, Metazoa, Arthropoda, Insecta, Hymenoptera, Formicidae. Gene Ontology annotation, cellular component: GET complex. Gene Ontology annotation, molecular function: ATP binding; ATP hydrolysis activity. Gene Ontology annotation, biological process: tail-anchored membrane protein insertion into ER membrane. The record is from RefSeq and is a predicted model, not a curated record.